AUGCAUACGCUUCCAAUGCCGAUAGAUCCAGCAGAAGGUCUACCCUCCGAGCACAUUUCGGGCCGUACCACUGGCAUUGACCCCCAUGCUUCCGUUGACGACUACAACCGGGUGAUGCUGCAGUAUACCCAGCUCCAGUUCGAAGCAUUCACCCGGGAAGGAGAUAACAUUCUCAGCCGUCCUAACAACAGCAAUAACCGUAGUAGCGGAAACAGCGGCCAAAGCAAUACGUCGCCUGUGAGCAACCUUGCUGGCGCCGGUACUGCUCUACCGCCACAGCGGACUGGACGAAGUACAAGUACUCAGUCUUCUGAAGGGAGGCUUGUUGUCAACAAUGUUCUUCCUAUUACCAGUCAACCUCAUAUCAUCGUCGAUCAACCGUCAGCCUCGUCCAUGCAUCUUACGAGUUAUGACAUUCACCAUAUCAGAGAGGAGGGUUUCAAGUUGAGGCACCAAAGUGGCUAG
Talaromyces marneffei is the source of this 465-nucleotide messenger RNA. RefSeq lists its product as uncharacterized. Lineage: Eukaryota; Fungi; Ascomycota; Eurotiomycetes; Eurotiales; Trichocomaceae. The transcript is spliced from 3 exons. Bases 1 to 465 code for a protein of 154 amino acids. The record is from RefSeq and is a predicted model, not a curated record.